AUGGCUUCUGGUCCCAUCAUCGACAAGCUUCCUCGGGAGCUGCUGAUCCAAAUCUUUGAGGAGGUCAGCAAGCCCCUUCCCGAUGGUUCCAACAGCCACAAUGCGAUUUUGUCCUGCCUGCUGUGCUGCAGACGGUGGCAUGAUGUGGCCCAGCAAGUGCUGUACCACGAAGUCGUGCUCUAUGACAAAACGUUCAAGCCCUUCAUUCAAACCUUCUCGCCGCCGUUCAUCCUGAGCCCCAAUCGGCCUUUGGAGUGGACCAAGUCUCUGACAAUCUACGUUGAUGCACUUGGUUGCUCAAUCACUCCGGAAGGAGAGCGGCUGCACCCCUCGCCAGAAGAGGUCAUUGCCUACACCAACCAGACGGUUCUUCCGCUCCACAUUGUGCCGCCGAUCCUGCUCCAGAUGCCAAAUCUCACCACCUUCUCGAUGAUUGUGAUGCUUGGCUGCUGCGACUAUGAUGCCCCCGCGGAACUCAUUGGCCGGAUCUUGAGUGCCCUGCCGUCCUCCUGCGUCAACCUGGAACUCGACAUCGACCACGUCGGGUUCAAUGCAGCAGGCACCGGGCUCGCUCACGUCUGCGAGGUGCUCGCCAAGAUCCUCCCGCGCCUCCACGACCUCCGCCUGAGCAUGGGCCCGAUCUGCCCGGCGCUGCUCUGCCCGAAGUUCGAUCGCGAGGGUGGCAUCCCUGGCGGAGGAAAGCCCUUUGUGCCUCCGGUGUUUCCGCACCUCCGCUCGCUGGUCAUCAACUUGAGUGAUUUCGGCAACACGAGCCCCUGCACCGAGGACCGCCUCGAGCCGCCCAACGAUUCCGAGGGCACUUGCGUCUCAAUGGCUCUGCCGAUUGCCCUUCGCCAGCUCUGCCUUCUCGGCAGCUUCCCCGUUAUCCGGCAUCUGUGGCUCGUCCAAACCAACCAUGACCAGUGCCCCCGUUCCGACGACCUUUCCCUGUACGACUCCCUGAUGCGGCGCAACAUCGUGACGGGCAAGACUUUGCUCAUGCCCCAUGUGGACCUGCCCGGCGCCAAUCUCGACGAGCACUGCUACAUGAUGCGGACCCUGGAUGGACGCCAGCUGAUCUCAAAUGUAUUCGACGCUCUCGUCAAGUUCACCGAGGGCUACGCCUGGCAGGAAACUCUUUCUGGUACCCGACUCCCCUCCGCUGUGUUGGCGCCUGGCUCGGCCGCGGAUCAGAGACACGCCAUCAUUGAGGAUGAGAUCGCCAGUUUUGACGGGGGCUACAAGGCCCACCCUCACGGAAGCUGUGCUCUCUGGGAUCUUGAGAGGAUGACGGGCCACCGACUGAUCUGGGCUGUUGAGCGGGACCAGCUGGUGGAUGUUGCGCCGCUGCAUGAAUGGACUCCGCCCGGCUGGAAGCGGGUCAUAGGGGACAACGGGGAAAUUGGUCCCUUGGUGCCUGACGACGCACCGAAUUAA
Penicillium alfredii is the source of this 1437-nucleotide messenger RNA. Its product is annotated as F-box protein. The transcript has a single exon. Gene Ontology annotation, molecular function: protein binding. The record is from RefSeq and is a predicted model, not a curated record. The coding region runs from base 1 to 1437 and encodes 478 amino acids. NCBI's taxonomy places the organism in Eukaryota, Fungi, Ascomycota, Eurotiomycetes, Eurotiales, Aspergillaceae.